Pteronotus mesoamericanus is the source of this 1128-nucleotide messenger RNA. It is a transcript of the gene STK32B, whose product is annotated as serine/threonine kinase 32B. Lineage: Eukaryota; Metazoa; Chordata; Mammalia; Chiroptera; Mormoopidae. Gene Ontology annotation, biological process: protein phosphorylation. The coding region runs from base 16 to 1128 and encodes 370 amino acids. Gene Ontology annotation, molecular function: ATP binding; protein kinase activity. The record is from RefSeq and is a predicted model, not a curated record. The transcript has 10 exons.
CGGGACACGAAGAAGAUGUACGCGAUGAAGUACAUGAACAAGCAGAAGUGCAUCGAGAGGGAUGAAGUGCGCAACGUGUUCCGGGAGCUCCAGAUCAUGCAGGGCCUGGAGCACCCCUUCUUGGUCAACCUGUGGUACUCCUUCCAGGAUGAGGAGGACAUGUUCAUGGUGGUGGACCUGCUGCUGGGCGGGGACCUGCGCUACCACCUGCAGCAGAACGUGCACUUCACGGAGGGCACCGUGAAGCUCUACAUCUGCGAGCUGGCGCUGGCGCUGGAGUACCUGCAGCGGCGCCACAUCAUCCACAGAGACAUCAAGCCAGACAACAUCCUCCUGGACGAGCACGGGCAUGUCCACAUCACAGACUUCAACAUCGCGACUGUCGUGAAAGGACCUGAAAAGGCUUCUUCCAUGGCCGGGACCAAGCCCUACAUGGCCCCAGAAGUGUUCCAGGUGUACGUGGAUGGGGGCCCCGGGUACUCGUACCCUGUGGACUGGUGGUCCCUGGGCGUCACGGCCUACGAGCUGCUGCGGGGCUGGAGACCAUACGAGAUCCACUCGGCCACGCCCAUCGACGAGAUCCUGCACAUGUUCAAGGUGGAGCGGGUGCACUACUCCUCCACGUGGUGCAGGGGCAUGGUCGCGCUGCUGCGGAAGCUCCUGACCAAGGACCCCGAGAGCCGCCUGUCCAGCCUCGGCGACGUCCAGAGCGCACCCUACCUGGCCGACAUGAACUGGGACGCAGUGUUGGAGAAGGCGCUGACGCCCAGCUUUGUGCCCAAUAAAGGGAGAUUGAACUGUGAUCCCACAUUCGAACUUGAAGAAAUGAUUCUCGAAUCCAAGCCACUUCAUAAAAAGAAGAAGAGGUUGGCAAAGAACAGGUCCAAAGACGGCACGAAGGACAGCUGUCCUCUGAACGGCCACCUGCAGCAGUGCUUGGAGACGUUGCGGAAGGAAUUCAUCGUGUUCAACAGGGAGAAGCUGAGGAGGCAGCAGGGGCAGGGCGGCCAGCUCCCGGACCCCGAGGGCCGCGCGGGGGGCCAGGCCCCGGGCCGGCUCCAGGACGGCGGCCACAACAGCAUCCUGAGCCCCACCUGCUCCCAUGGCGGCAGCGGCGGCGGCAGCUAA